Messenger RNA from Diversispora eburnea, 548 nucleotides. NCBI's taxonomy places the organism in Eukaryota, Fungi, Glomeromycota, Glomeromycetes, Diversisporales, Diversisporaceae. The record is from the annotation of a GenBank genome assembly.
GAAAACGGGUUAAAAGUAUAUUUAAUGAAUGAAUCACCAAACGCACUUAUAUAUGAAAAAAAUACUCGUAUUAGUGGAAGAGACAUGUUCGGUAAAUGGGGAAAUAUAUUAUAUAAUAUUAAGAAAGAAGGUGGAAUAGCUGGAAAAGUAAGUAAAGCAUUAUUAGUUUCAUUAUGGGGUGUCUUAUGUGAGCAAAGAAAUGGGCAAAAUUAUGGCACACACCCACAAAUUAAACUGUUUUUAUUGUCAUCGGCCAGAAAAAGAAUAUCAGAAAUUGUGGGACCAUUAAGUGAUCAAGUAAAGCGCAUUCAUACAGAUGGAUUUAUAGUAGCAGGGCAAGUAAAUCUCAAAACAGAUAUAGAAAUGGGUGAGUUAAAACUUGAGAAGAGAGGAGUUUGUACGAUAAAAAAUUGUAUAUCAAUUACUUGGAAGCCUUUAUAUCCUGAAAUUCCAAAUUUGAUUACAAAUAGUUUACCAGAUUUUAGAAAAAAACGACAAGAUAAAGAACAAAAUACUGAGAUAACUAUAAAAAGGAAAUCACUAAAAAG